Otolemur garnettii (small-eared galago) is the source of this 752-nucleotide messenger RNA. RefSeq names its product ubiquitin carboxyl-terminal hydrolase 8-like. The transcript has 5 exons. Bases 197 to 721 code for a protein of 174 amino acids. Lineage: Eukaryota; Metazoa; Chordata; Mammalia; Primates; Galagidae. The record is from RefSeq and is a predicted model, not a curated record.
CGCAAUGCAUAUCGGGAAAAGGGGAUGAGCUGGGCUGGCUUCCGCGGGGAUAGCGAAGGCUGAGUCUCCCUCGGGUUCCUGGGAGAUGGGCCUUUGGCGAGCAGGCCUGGCGUUAGUGAAGCGCGUUCGGCGCCGCGGAAAGAACUUUUAAUGAAAUACACCAUCCGUUGUGAAAGUAGAAGGUGAAGAUUUCAUCAUGCCUGCUGUGGCUUCAGUUCCUAAAGAACUCUACCUCAGUUCUUCACUAAAAGACCUCAAUAAGAAGAUAGAAGUUAAACCAGAGAAAAUAAGCACCAAGAGUUAUGUACAAAGUGCCAUGAAGAUCUUUAAGACAGCAGAAGAAAGCAGAUUAGAUCGUGAUGAGGAAAAAGCCUAUGUACUGUAUAUGAAAUAUGUAUCUGUUUAUAAUCUCAUCAAAAAAAGACCUGAUUUCAAGCAACAGCAGGACUAUUUUCAUUCAAUGCUUGGACCUGCAAACAUCAAAAAAGCUAUUGAAGAAGCUGAAAGACUCUCUGAAAGCCUUAAACUAAGAUAUGAAGAAGCUGAAGUUCGGAAAAAACUAGAAGAAAAAGACAGACAGGAGGAAGAGCAGCUGCAACAACAGAAGAGGCAGGAAACAGGGAGACAGGAUAGUGGCACAUCAGCUAAAGCUUCUUUGGAGAGUGUCUUGGAUUCCAAAGACAGAACCCAAAAGGUAUUUCAAGUUUAUUGUGUGAGGUGAAAGCCUGGUUUUGCUUGUUAGAUGAUUUGCU